Mytilus trossulus (common blue mussel) is the source of this 3511-nucleotide messenger RNA. Its product is annotated as ankyrin repeat domain-containing protein 55-like. The transcript is spliced from 12 exons. The coding region runs from base 60 to 1799 and encodes 579 amino acids. The record is from RefSeq and is a predicted model, not a curated record. Gene Ontology annotation, molecular function: protein binding. Gene Ontology annotation, biological process: protein localization to ciliary inversin compartment. NCBI's taxonomy places the organism in Eukaryota, Metazoa, Mollusca, Bivalvia, Mytilida, Mytilidae. Gene Ontology annotation, cellular component: ciliary inversin compartment.
GUUUAUAUCUGAUAUUGAUUAAUUUUACCUGUCACAGUACCACGAUGUCAUGAAAACUCAUGGACUUCCCGUCGGAUUCCGUAGAACAUGAUACGGAUGGGUCGUCUGAAUGUGAUAUAGAUGCAGAAAGAUGUCUUGCACAUAGGGCGGCUGCGCAGGGAAAUAUAGAAUUACUUGUUCAUGUUGUCAAGAGUGACCCAGGGGUACUUGAACAAGAUGACGGUGAUGGUUACAAACCUUUAGCUCAUGCUAUAAUGAUGCAGCAACUCCCAGCAGUGAAACGACUGGUUAAAAUGGGAGCUAACAUCAAUGCACAAGACAGUAAAGGGAGAACUGGUUUGGCUGUGGCUGCUUAUCAGGGCUGGUAUGAGGGAGUAGUUUACCUCCUUCGUAAAGGUGCUAAACAGAAUGUUGCAGACAAAUCAGGACGAUUACCUUUGCAUGCCUCUACGUAUAAUAAAGAUACAAGAAUUGUUGCUGCUCUAUUGAAAAAUUUGUCACAUGAUGCUGUUAAUUACUCAGACAAUGAGAGAAUGACUGCAGUUCAGUGGUCGUGCUUUCAUAAUAGACCACAUCACGUUCAGUUACUUCUUGAUCAUGGUGCUGAUAUCUCGGUCCAAGAUGUCGACGGUAAAACACCGCUUCAUUGGGCUGCUCAGAAUGGCAGCAGUGAAUGUUGUCGGAUUAUUCUACAAGACAUUACUGGUGCUACUCUUGUUAAUUAUAAGGACUUUUCAGGAAAAUGCGCAUUACAUUAUGCAGCAGCUGCUGGGAACGUUGACGUCAUAAAACUGCUGUCAGAUGUUGAAAAUAUAAGCAUAGAACCUGAAGAUCCAGAUGAUAGAACUCCUCUACAUUGGGCUGCUGCUAUGGGCCAUCAGGACUGUGUUUCGUUACUACUGAGGUUAGGGGUAAAACCAAACUCAAUAGACAUUGACGGAAACACGCCAAUUGAUUAUACAAGACAAACUGGCCAUAAAGCAUGUCAGAAACUCCUUGAGGAAAGACUUGGAAUUAAAAGUUCUCCUACGCAUAAGAAGGAAAAACGAAAGAAAAGUAAAGACCAACCCCAUUCUUUAAAUCCAUUUGAAAAAUUAAAAGGACUAUUUAAAAAACGAUCAAAUGAUGUUAAACAUGACGAUAAAUUAUUAGAGAUGAAAACAGUGGAGAAAAGAGAAUCAGUGACCUCGAUGACAUUAGUGCCAAAAAUUGUAUUAUUUGACCAUGAUGAUAUUGACGGAAAGGAAAAUACUGGGAAACGAAAAAAGUCUAAAAAGCCUCAUAAGGCACAAACAGAUUUUAAAUCACCUGGGUACUUCAUUCCCUCAGUAUCUCCGUCAGUUCCUCUUCCUCCAGUAGGAUCGCCCCUCCUUCCAAUGUCACCAAGACGUCCAGUGCAACCACCAGAAAGUAAACGUGAAGAUGAGCUCGCACCACUCAGAGUCCCAAAACAUGCCAUAGGAAAACCAGUUGCUGUACACGAUAAGGUUGCAGCGUUAAGGUCUGAAAAAGAAGGAGAAGCAAGAACUCCCACCCCUCCGCCACAUCUAAAGGCAGCAUUAGGUACUGGCAGGAAUCAAACCACAAGUCCAACAGACUUUCUCUAUAAAAAGACAAAGAAAAGACUGGAGGCAACAGUUUGGUCCCAACCAAAUGACAUUGCACCUUCAUCAAGGUCAAAAGGUUUACAAAGUGGUGCUGGGAAAUCUCAAUUAUCCCCCUUAGCUAAUCAAUAUGGACAAAUGACGACCAUGGAAAAGAAGACUUUGGACAAGACAAUACAUAGUUUGUUACAUUGAUUCUAAUUGGAUGAUCUUGUGUUAGAAACAACUGUGUUCAAAUAUUGUGUUGUGCCUAACUUUCCUGGUACAAAAAUUUAUUAAAAAAAAUUCCCAUUCAUUCAUUCGUUUUCAACCAUUUAUUUUAGAAAGGAAGAAUACCAAAAUGAAUUUUGUUUUCAAGCUGAUAAUCUUUUUUUUUAAAUUGUACAAAUAUAAAUUUAUCAAAUGGAAUUGUUGCAUUGAAACUUGUCUCAUUCUUAACAGAAUCAGUAUCAGAAAAUUGUCACAUUAAAACUUGAAAUUCAAAUAAAUAUGAAUUUAGAGUUGUGUAAAGAAAUGAAAUAGUCACAAUUUUGAAUACCCAUUACAUUAAAUUUUAGUAUUCAUAAAAAAGUAAUCAUUUAAUUACAAAUUUAACUUCGAUCUGUUUCAGUUAUCAAACUGCAGGUUAUGAAUUAUAAAUCUCUUGUAAAAUAUGGCUUAAAAUCAAAAAUACAACUUUUACUGGAAAAAAAAAUCAGUGUUCUGGAUGCUGUAAAAUGCUUCAGUAAAUAAAAGAAGAGGUUAUAUGAGAACAGGGGCGGAUCCAGCCAUUUUAAAAUGGGGGGUUCCUAACCCAGGACAAAUGGGUGUGUAGGGGGUUUCAGCUACAUGUCCCAAUUCAAAUGCAUAAUUUUUUUCUAAGGUGUUUAAUUUUACUGUAAUAUCAGCUUGAAAGGCAUCUAUUAUAGUGCUUAGAACUUAAGGUUGAAGCAGAAAAAUCAAAGAGGUGCCAAUAUAUUCAAGGGUGGAUGGCUUCUACUCCUGAAAGGGUUAUGGUGAUUCCUCAAAUUUAGCUAGUCAAUAAAAAAAAAGCAUUUGAAUUUUAAAUUUGAAUAACAUUGAUAUGUGCCUUGCAAUUUGCAUAAACAAUAAUGUUUUGUACCUUUUAGAAAUGAAUUCUUCUUUUUUUAUAUUUUGAAGACUAUAAGUAAUAUACUUGAUUCUUGAUCUGAAAGGAGCAUCAGCUAUGUGAUGUUAGAAAAAGAUUUAAACAAGCUUUUUUUUUGUUCAAUCAUUCAUGAAAGUGAAAUAGUAGAAUGAUAAUUCACUUUUUUUAGUAGCCAUUUUGUUCAAUUUUGUCAAAAUAAGCUAAGAAAUCUCGCUGAUGAAUUAUUCACUUGCAAGUGAAUUAUUCAACUUCAUUAAAUCAGUAUUCAUAUUACUUUCAAUUUAACACUUAGAUAGAGAUGGGUAACGCACGAAUAAUGCAUGUUCAGUUAUGAAACGAAAAUAAUGUCAACAUUGAAAAUGAAACCAGGAUUAAACAUUUGAUAGAGCAAUUCCAUCCAAUAAUAUGAAAUCAAACAGACCUAGAAAAUCCUAAUAGACUAAAAUACACACCAAAUGCUGAUACAUAAUAUAGAGCCAAUGUAUUGUAAAUUGUUUAUUCUAUCUUUUAUUAUUUUGAUAUACGUUUUAGUUUGUUUAUAUAUCAAAUAAGAGAAUUUUCAUCAAAUUGGUAACAUGAAUUUUACAUCUAAUGCCCCAUUAGUGAAAGAGCAAUCGAUCCUAUAAAAGAUAUUCAAUACUGUGUGAUAAAAACAAUAUAAUGUAACAAUAUGCUUAUACAAUUUUCAAAGCUCAUGUAGAAAAGAGUAUUAUAUGUGUAUAUGAAUAUUUAUGAACCCCUCUCUUUGGUUGUGAUACUGUUAUUAUUCAUGUAUGUUAAUAAAUUGUGUUAUGUUUAA